AUGGCUGGGGCUGUGGCAGGCAUAGUAGGCCAGUCCAAAAGUAAGUUGACUAGUUAUGGCCAGCAAUUGUCACAAGCUUUUGAUGGUAAAAAGAAUGACUACAGCCAGAAUGGGGAUGGUAUCAUAGAUGGUGCUCAUGUGGCCAGAGAGGACGGUCUCUACGUGCACGUUAAUCCUGUUUUAAAGGUAUGUUAUUCACGUAAAGUAGGCUUUGUGAUUGUUUUUAUAUUCUUUUCUGUUUACCUUAUCAGUUGAUUAUAUCAUCUUAUAGACAUUGCUAUGUAACACAAUAUGUUUAACAAUAAGAAUCACAACAAAUAGUAGAGUAACACUAUCACCAAUGUAAUACCAUCCUAUAGUAGUGUAAUAUGUUGUGUUCAGGCCUUUGACAACGUGCAAUGGAUAAACAAAUUCAAACGCCGCUGGCAGCUAGCCAUCAUGGCUAAUCUAGGCUUUAUGAUAGUAUUCGGAAUUAGGUGCAAUUUCGGCGCGGCCAAGAAUUACAUGGCCAGGGAUUACGUGGACCCUUGGGGAGUAAAACAUGUAAGCACAGGCGGAUAAUAACAAAUACAUGUUCAGUUUAGCACCACCAAUUCAACUGGACUCGAGGAGAGUUGGGCGUGAUGGAGAGUUCCUUCUUCUACGGUUAUCUAAUCACUCAAGUGCCUGCCGGCUUCCUCGCUGCCAAGUUCCCCGCCAAUAAGUAAGAGCUUUACGGUAAAACAUAACCUAUAUGUAAGAUCUAUCCAAAUCACAAUUUAGAGCCAAUAACAACAUAAGUACAACAAUGAAUUGCAGAAUGUUUGGCAUCGCCAUCGGAGGAGCCUCCAUCCUCAAUAUUCUUCUUCCCAUGGCCUUUAAAAGCAGAAACGAUGUUCUUGUAGCCGUGAUCCAGAUUAUGCAAGGCCUGAUCCAGGGAAUGGGCUACCCUUCAAUGCACGGCGUCUGGCGACAUUGGGCUCCACCGUUAGAACGGUCGAAGCUGGCUACAACAGCCUUCGCUGGAUCGUACGCGGGAGCUGUUUUAGGAUUGCCGGUAUCAGCAUGGUUAGUAUCGUAUGUUGGGUGGUCUACUCCGUUUUACGUUUACGGUGGGUUUUAUGUCUUCUGUUUAUUUUGGUUAGUAAUAUAGAUGAAAGGCUUCUCCCAUGUUUGUGAUAUUCGUACUAUACUACAAUGUUAUACAUAAGUGCACUUACUUUACAAACAGACUUUAAAUGCCAACGUAACGCGACAGUACUAUGAAAUGCUCUUUAAGGUUUUGCCGGUAUUAUCUGGUCGAUUUUGUGGUUUUCGGUAACUUUCGAGAAGCCGGCCUACCAUCCAACGAUAUCGGCCGAAGAAAAGAAUCUGAUAGAAGAACAGAUUGGACACGUCUCCCACACACCCCCUGCCGUAAGUAAACCUUACUCAACAAUUGCAGUAAUUCUACUCAAGUACCUUUAAAGCCCCUGAUACCUAUUUAUCUUACUCAGUGCUUUUACUACCUCCAAAUGUAAAGGUAGACUGUAACGAUAGUACCUUUUGUUUAUUGUUUUUACCUUAAUACAGAGUAAUUAUUCCAGUUGAAUACGAUCCCAUGGAAGGCCAUUUUGACGUCACGACCCGUCUACGCCAUCAUUGUAGCCAACUUUGCACGAAGCUGGACUUUCUACCUGCUGUUGCAGAAUCAAUUAACGUACAUGAAAGAAGUGUUGGGCAUGCGGAUUAACGAUGUAAGGUGUUUAAGUGAUUAGCACGUGCAUCCAUAAUGUUCAUUUUAAUAAAUUAAGGCUUAUAAUGUACACUGUCUAAGACAACAAAGCCAAAAAUGUGUAAAUAACCAAUAUUAACCCUUCAAUUGAAGGUGUUUUGCCAAAAAUAGUAGAAUUAAGACUAAAAAUAACAUUUUUCAUGCCUACCUUUUCAGAGCGGAGUACCAGCUGCCUUACCGCACGCCGUUAUGGGGCUAGUGGUACUGUUUGGAGGUCAGUUCGCUGACAAACUUCGAGCCUCAGGCAGAAUGUCGACCACCAACGUGAGGAAGCUGUUCAACUGUGGAGGCUUCGGAGGUGAAGCCUUCUUCAUGCUGUUUGUGGCCUACACCAAGAGUGAGAAGGUGGCCCUCAUCUCGCUAGUCCUGGCCGUCGGAUCUUCAGGAUUCGCCAUCUCUGGCUUCAAUGUUAACCAUCUUGACAUUGCUCCACGAUACGCCGCCAUUCUGAUGGGAUUCUCGAACGGAAUCGGCACACUAGCUGGACUAGCCUGUCCGUUUGUUACCGAGACCUUGACUGCCAAAGGACCACACGGAUGGGUUACUGUAUUUUUGCUGGCUUCGCUAAUCCACUUCACAGGGAUUACCUUCUACUUCUUCUACGCUUCCGGAGAGCUACAAGUGAGUUCGUUACCUAAAAUAAAACAGGACAGAAAACAUAAAAAUAAAUUUACGAAACUUUUCAGUGUAUAGGACGCAGCUUGCCAACAGUUUGCAGCCUGCAAAACCCUUUUAUACGACAGAUAAUUUCGUAAAAGUUAAGAAAUUUGUUUUUUAGGUAAUAGCGGUUUCAAAAUAAUUUAAUUGUUGCCGAAAUAUUAAAAUAUAAUUAUCAAAGUCAGAUUUAAUUAUGAAAUGUCUUCAGGAAUGGGCGGAGCCAAAAGAAGGCGAUGAAGAAGCUCCAUUCAAAGCAAACGGGAUUCAGAAGCCGUCUGAACAAGUGACUUAUGGAGCGGCUGGAGAACAGUCCAUCGCCUUGGCACCGCUACCAAAUGUAGCCGAGAUACAAGCAGGUAAGCAUGACUUUUUGAGACUCAACUUCUUUUACUUUGUUACCUUCUACUAUUCCAAAAUUACAGUGCAUAUAACACAGGAAGCAUGAGGAUAUUGCUCUUGUAAGACAGAUAACUUUCAGAAAGAGGAAUCGGAGCACCGUUGUCAUCGACGAAUCCGUUCCAAGAUACGUACACCGUCCGAAACGAUUACUACCAUUGA
Bursaphelenchus okinawaensis is the source of this 2968-nucleotide messenger RNA. NCBI's taxonomy places the organism in Eukaryota, Metazoa, Nematoda, Chromadorea, Rhabditida, Aphelenchoididae. The record is from the annotation of a GenBank genome assembly.